Molecule: messenger RNA, 306 nt
Organism: Aspergillus puulaauensis
Lineage: Eukaryota; Fungi; Ascomycota; Eurotiomycetes; Eurotiales; Aspergillaceae
Exons: 1
Coding region: 1-306 (101 amino acids)
Source: RefSeq, a predicted model, not a curated record
AUGUCCAACAUCUCAGCUCCAGAUUGGAAAACCGCUGGGUCGAAGCUUUCUGACUGGUCUCUAUUCGACGAAGUUUUUGUUUCAUGCGAGACCCAAGUGAUCAAGCCCGACUUGGGCUUUUACACCCAUGUCAUUUCGAGGGCAAACACUGAUCCGAAAACAACGGUAUUCAUAAACGAUAGACAGGGGAAUGUUCUCCCAACCCAGUCCCUGGGACUCCAUGGCAUUGGAUCUAAAGGUCUCGAGGAUAUGAAGUGUCAAUUAAAGGAAAUUUGCCGCAUUUCGGGGACUCCUGCCGUCAUCUAG